CCAUACAGCCACUACUAAAACUUUCUACACACUUCAGUUCCGCCAUUUCGUUUUUGUUCAAAAAGCAUUUUCUUCUUGUUUCUAAUAGCUGCGCAGAGAUCGAACUUGAAGUGGAAAAGCAAGAGUAGAAUCUGUAGAAAUGGCGUUAGCGUUCGAUGAAUACGGGAGGCCAUUUAUAAUACUCAAAGAACAAGAGGCAAAGAGUCGAUUGAGGGGUCUUGAUGCUCAAAAAGCUAACAUUUCUGCUGGUAAAGCCGUUGCUCGUAUUCUCCGUACAUCUCUCGGCCCUAAAGGCAUGGACAAAAUGCUUCAAAGCCCUGACGGUGACGUCACUAUAACAAAUGAUGGAGCUACAAUAUUGGAGCAGAUGGAUGUGGACAAUCAGAUUGCGAAGCUAAUGGUUGAGCUUUCACGGAGUCAGGAUUAUGAAAUUGGUGAUGGAACAACUGGUGUUGUCGUAAUGGCUGGAUCACUUUUGGAGCAGGCUGAGAAGUUAUUAGAACGUGGAAUUCACCCUAUUCGUGUGGCUGAGGGUUAUGAGAUGGCUUCUAAAAUAGCUGUGGAGCACUUGGAGCAUAUAUCCGAGAAGUUUGACUUUGGGCUGAAUGAUAUAGAGCCUUUGGUUCAAACUUGCAUGACCACUCUGUCAUCGAAGAUUGUGAAUCGAUGCAAGCGCAGUUUGGCUGAGAUUUCUGUUAAAGCAGUUCUUGCUGUUGCAGAUUUAGAGAGGAAGGAUGUUAAUUUGGACUUGAUAAAAGUUGAGGGAAAAGUAGGAGGCAAGUUGGAAGAUACUGAACUGAUAUAUGGAAUAGUAGUUGAUAAGGAUAUGAGCCAUCCGCAGAUGCCAAAACAUAUUGAAGAUGCUAAAAUUGCUAUCUUGACUUGCCCCUUUGAACCACCAAAGCCAAAGACUAAACAUAAGGUGGAUAUUGAUAGCGUCGAAAAGUUUCAGACUCUACGUAAGCAAGAGCAGCAGUAUUUUGAUGACAUGGUUCAGAAAUGCAAGGAUGCUGGUGCUACCUUGGUCAUCUGUCAGUGGGGGUUCGAUGAUGAGGCAAAUCAUUUGUUGAUGCACAGGAAUCUGCCUGCAGUUAGAUGGGUUGGUGGUGUAGAGUUAGAGCUGAUUGCAAUAGCCACAGGUGGAAGAAUAGUACCGCGAUUCCAGGAGUUGACGCCUGAAAAGCUCGGAAAGGCUGGUAUGGUUCGAGAAAAGUCUUUUGGGACAACAAAAGAUAGAAUGCUGUACAUUGAACACUGUGCAAAUUCAAGGGCUGUUACCAUAUUUAUUCGUGGAGGUAAUAAAAUGAUGAUAGAAGAGACAAAGCGUAGCAUCCAUGAUUCGCUCUGUGUGGCCAGGAAUCUCAUUCGCAACAAUUCUAUAGUAUAUGGUGGUGGCUCAGCUGAGAUUUCUUGCUCAAUUGCCGUGGAGGCUGCUGCUGAUAAAUAUCCUGGAGUUGAACAGUAUGCCAUAAGGGCAUUUGCUGAUUCUUUAGAUGCCAUUCCGAUGGCGCUUGCAGAAAAUAGUGGGCUCCAACCCAUUGAGACACUAUCUGCUGUUAAAUCUCAACAAAUUAAGGAGAACAAUCCACACUGUGGAAUAGAUUGUAAUGAUGCUGGUACAAAUGACAUGCGCGAACAAUAUGUCUUCGAGACUCUGAUAGGGAAGCAACAACAGAUCUUGCUCGCAACACAAGUUGUCAAAAUGAUACUAAAAAUUGACGAUGUCAUCUCUCCUUCUGAGUAUUGAUGUGUGGUGUUUGUUCUAUUGCUGCUUAACCAACAACGAAACUUUGAAAUACAUUGUUGGGCCAAUUUGGCAUGACGAGGCCGUUUGUUUCGUGAUAGCUUGUUUAGCUUACAAAUUUUGGAUUGGCGUUCAUUGGAUAUGGGAGUAAUGAAAACACAUACUAUAUGCUGAUUUGUGUGUUA
Messenger RNA from Ricinus communis (castor bean), 1929 nucleotides. Its product is annotated as T-complex protein 1 subunit epsilon. Gene Ontology annotation, molecular function: ATP hydrolysis activity; ATP-dependent protein folding chaperone; ATP binding. Gene Ontology annotation, biological process: protein folding. The transcript has 9 exons. NCBI's taxonomy places the organism in Eukaryota, Viridiplantae, Streptophyta, Magnoliopsida, Malpighiales, Euphorbiaceae. The coding region runs from base 140 to 1747 and encodes 535 amino acids. The record is from RefSeq and is a predicted model, not a curated record. Gene Ontology annotation, cellular component: chaperonin-containing T-complex.